Molecule: messenger RNA, 4743 nt
Organism: Trichomycterus rosablanca
Lineage: Eukaryota; Metazoa; Chordata; Actinopteri; Siluriformes; Trichomycteridae
Gene: hsph1
Product: heat shock 105/110 protein 1
Exons: 20
Biological process (GO): protein folding
Cellular component (GO): nucleus; cytosol
Molecular function (GO): ATP binding; ATP-dependent protein folding chaperone
Source: RefSeq, a predicted model, not a curated record
AGCGCUGAACCGCUGAACCGGUGAACCGGUGAACCGCUGAACCGCCUCCGUCUGUAUAUGAGUCAGAUAUCGGUUUCAUUUCUGACUGAGACAGACACGCCGGAUAACUAACGGAAGAAAGCAAAAAUAAAGCAGCGCAGCGUUAUUAUUAUUACUGAAGCGAUCACUCUCUAUAUUGAUCGGAAGAGAGCUGGACGGUCAUGGUCGCGGUGGGGUUUGAUAUCGGAUUUCAGAAUUGUUAUAUCGCUGCUGUGAAGAACGGAGGGAUUGAAACUGCGGCUGAUGAGUUGAACUAGUAAUCAGAAGGUUGCUGCGCUGUUGUGACGUUUGGGCCAAAGAACAGAUCCGUCGGAAACGGUGCCAAAAACCAGAUCAUAACCAACAUUGGCAGAACUGUGUAUCAUUUCAAGAGAUUUCAUGGCAGACUCUUUCAGGAUCCCAUGGUCCAAGCAGAGAAGGCCAACAAACCAAUUGAGCUGGUCACAUUGUGUGAUGACAGAGUUGGUGCAAAGGUUACAUACAUGGAGAAGGAGCACCGGUUUGGCAUCGAGCAGAUCACCGCCAUGCUACUGACCAAACUGAAGGAAACUGCGGAGGCCAACUUACAGAAGAGAGUAGUGGAGUGUGUCAUCUCUAUCCCCUCAUUCUUCACUGAUUCAGAACGGAGAUCAGUGCUGGACGCUGUCAAGAUCGCCGGCCUGAAUUGCCUGAGGUUGAUGAAUGACACCACAGCCAUGGCACUGAAUUAUGGCAUAUACAAGCAAGAUUUGCCCAGUCCUGACGAGAAGCCUAAGAUCGUCUUCUUCGUCGACAUGGGGCACUCAGCACUUCAGGCGUCUGCCUGCGCCUUCAAUAAAGGAAAGCUGAAGGUGCUCUCCACUGCUUUUGAUCCAUGCUUGGGAGGCCGGGACUUUGAUCAGAGACUGGUGGAGCACUUCUGCGCCGAGUUCAAGGCCAGGUACAAGCUGGAUGUGAAAUCCCGGCGUCGAGCUCUGGUGCGACUCCAGCAGGAGUGCGAGAGACUCAGGAAGCUGAUGAGCAGCAACUCUACAGAUAUUCCCCUGAACAUCGAGUGCUUUAUGGAUGAUAAGGACGUGUCGGGGAAAUAGAACAGGGCUAAAUUUGAGGAGCUGUGUGCCAAUCCGAUUGAGAGGGUGUCCGUUCCUUUAAUGGCCGCUCUGGACCAGGCGCAGGUGCAGAUGCAGGACAUCAGUGCAGUGGAGAUUGUCGGGGGAGCAACACGCAUCCCUGCUGUGAGAGCUCAAAUCAGCAAGUUCUUUAAACGGGAGGUCAGCACUACUCUGAACGCAGAUGAGGGCAAUGAGGCUGUAGCCAGAGGCUGUGCUUUACAGUGUGCCGUGCUGUCCCCUGCAUUCAGAGUGCGAGAUUUCUCCAUCACAGACGUCAUCCCAUUUCCAGUCUCUCUAGCCUGGAGCAACGAAGCAGAUGAAGCCACAUCUCGCCAUCAACUAUUCGCCAAGAAUCAUCCCUGUCCAUAUUCCAAAGUUAUCACGUUCCACAGGAACAAACCACUUGUCCUGGAGGAGUUUAAUUCAGAUCCUAAACCUCUACCCUUUCCUGAGGCUCAGAUUGGGCAGUAUAAAGUCCAGACUAUCCAAGUCCAAAAUAAUGGUGAGAAAUCCAGGGUAAAGGUAAAAGUUCAGGUGAAUGCCAGUGGCAUUGUUGAGGUGGUUUCAGCCACUGCUGUGAUGAAGAUCAGCUCUGUAGAUAACGAGGUGGAACUGGGAGAAACCGUCACUGAGGGAAUGAGCAUCCAGGAAGGCUCUGAAGAAAUUGAUGGACAGGUUAAAAGACAAGAGACAAACGAUCAUUCACAAGUCCCGCUAGACAGGGAAACCCCAGCCCAGUGCCCCCCCAUGGAUAAAGAGCCGAAUCUUUCUCACCCACUGGGCCAGAACGGAGAGGCGAGUGGUCAUCCACCCAGUGCUAAAAAAGCCUAGAUGAAGGUCAAACAUGUGGCUCUGCCAAUCGAAGAAAGGAUUACUCUGCAGCUCCCCAAGGAUCACGUUAAUACCCUCAUAGAUCUGGAGCAACAGAUGAUCCAUCAGGACCAGCAGGAGAAGGAAAGGAACAACGCCAAAAAUGCAGUGGAAGAGAGUGUGUACUUCUAUCGACAUAAACUGGAGGGUCCCUAUCAAUCCUUCAUAGGUGCCAGUGACCAGCAGAAGUUCAUGGAGCUUUUGAAUCUGACAGAGAACUGGUUGUAUGAGGAGGGUUCAGACCAAGACAAGCAGACAUACCUGCACAAACUGUAAGAGCUCCAUAUUCUGCUGAACGUGUGUGAGGAAAUUGUUUCCAAACCCAGGCCUCGAGUGGACCCUCCUGAUGAGGACAGCAUGCAGACAGAGAGCACAGUUAAUAAGGAGAGUCCACAAGAGGUCUCCAUGGAGUGCAAUGAGAUUUUAGAAAGUGAUGAGAACGGCAGUCGUGAUGGAGAAAGGCAGCCUUGAUGGAGACUGCUCAGCCUGUAUUUUACACACUCAUGUACUGUAACUGUGUCAGGCUGUAAUAUAUAUUGCCUGCUACUUAGCUUUGUAUUUGAAACCGGUCUUGUGUUUCUUUUGUUUUGUGUAGGAUGGUAUAGAGUAGAGAUGGACCGAUCGGGUUUUUUGGCAUCGAUUGCGAUCUCCGAUCUCCUUUCAGGGCAAUCGGCCGAUAGUCGAUUUCGAUCGGGGUGUGGGGGGGGGGGUGACAUGCAAUUUUUAGCGCAAAAUCAGCAGUAAAUAAUAAAGUAACCAAACAAUUAUUUUUUUCACCCACAGGAGACAUAUCUUAUUAGUCUAACUGACCACACACACACACACACACACACAGGUUUAAUGUUAUCCAGUUUAGUCUGAAAAAAACUUAAAAAGAGCCUCACAGUGAAGAUAAACCGAAAGCAACAGCGUGUGUGUGUUUCUUUAAAAAAACGCUUUGUUCACAGUGUCGCUUUAAAUGAUUCUGAUUCAGGAGUCGAAUGUGACGCGUAAGUUUCUCUCUCCGUGUUUACUGUUAUUAAUAAAUGCUGUGGUUUUAAAUAAACACCAGCUACUACAGAACAUUUUGUGUGACUUUCUUACAUUAAAAAGCUUCAUUAAAAAGCUUAAUUAAACCGCUAUUACCACAGAGCGGUCACCGAGUCAGACUCGUUCCGUCUGUGGAGCUAAAAGUUCUGAUUACCCUAAAAGUUUAGCAGAUGAUCCUGAACUAACGAAUUUGGUAAUGAAUAAACUUUUGCCUCUGAUUGGCUCUGUAACGUUUCUGUUCUCAUUUACAUCAAAAGCAAUGAAUAAUGUGCUGAUAGAAUCGGCUCAGAUGUGACCGGGUUGUAUUAUCUUUUUAAAGUAAAUAUUUCAGUCAGCAAAAUGCAUCGUAUGUAUGAUGCACAACGUUAAUUCUGUUAUUUUAGGUCGUGAAGAGCUUUCAUGAUGGUUUCUGUAUGAUGGUUGAUGAAUGGUGAUGUGAUGGUUCGUGUUUUGUAGCGCAAAGUCUGGAUCAAUUCACUGAGCUGUUAAGCUUAACGUGAUCUUUAUAUAUCAAGUGAUCGGAUCGGCUACAUUUGGGAAAUAUCGUCCGAUCGUCGAUAGCAUAUUUUGAUUGAAAAUCGGCCGAUAUCGAUUUAAAGUCGAUCGAUCGCCCCAUCUCUAGUAUAGAGUAGGGCUGGGCGAUAUUACGAUACGACACGAUAUAAUGUAAACUUAACAAAGUACAAUGGCAGACCACUGCUCAUAUUCUGAGUCUUUAUAUUUUGAACUAUUACAACAAAUCAGCAGAAACUCACAAUUACAUUUCGUCUGUCCAUUUUACUUCAAAAAAGUAUCAAAAAAAUCCCGAAAAAGUUCAAUAUUUGAUAAUGCUUUGCUAUCAUUGCAAAAUGAAAGCGCAUGGUAAACAGCAGCACCGUGACCCAGAUCAGCGGCAUGAAAUUAUAACCGCUGCUUACCUGAGCUUCUGUUCCUCAAAUUGAGACCAAAGCUAUAUCAGUGUGUUGUUCCAUUAGGGAUAUAAUCCACUUUUUUGUAAAUGUUUUCCUUUAUGCUCCCAGAAUAUUUACUGCACAAAACUCUACUCUGUUGCGCAUCAUCCCUACGUCUUUUUUGGUAUUAAAUCUUCGCCACUUAGUUCAUUUUUCUUCAUAGUUGCCGGACUUAUUAGUUAUUAAUGAGGUAGACAUGAAUGAGCUUAAUGAACGUGGGGAAAAUUAGUAUAGCGGCACCCACUGAUAAUGGUGGGCCCAUGUGGCGUAUGUAUGUGUGCAUGUGUGAAAGAGAACAUGGUAACCUGUGUAUCCUAGGCAUACUCGAUAUAACGAUAUGGUCAUUUUCAACAUCGUGUAAAAUGUAAUAUCAAAUAUAUCCAUAUUUUUCGAUAUACCACCCAGCCCAGUUUCUUUGCACUUUUUCAUUUUGUUAAAAUUUAGAGUGAAAUAUUCCUUCGGUUUCUUGUUCGCACUGAGCCAAUGCUUGAAGUUCCAGGAUUUAUUGCAUCAUUUGUUUUUUUCACAAAGUUUAGAUUUAAAUACAUGUUAUAUGUGUGUGUGCGCAUCAACAGAAAAACCAUCAGCAGAAAUAUAAUUACAAUAAAAUCCAAAUAAAACACUAGUCCUAGAUCCUAAAACUUGUAAAGUUUUCAGUUUCCUGAUUGCAUGUAAAUCUGUCCUGUUUCUGUCUAAUUUUAAGAAAUUGUUCUAUAUUUGUUGUUCUCUCUCAUAAUUUAGCUAAUUUUUAAUGAACUGUCUUA